Molecule: messenger RNA, 744 nt
Organism: Talaromyces proteolyticus
Lineage: Eukaryota; Fungi; Ascomycota; Eurotiomycetes; Eurotiales; Trichocomaceae
Product: cyclophilin
Exons: 3
Biological process (GO): protein peptidyl-prolyl isomerization; protein folding
Molecular function (GO): peptidyl-prolyl cis-trans isomerase activity
Source: RefSeq, a predicted model, not a curated record
UUGAGUCGUUUGCUAAUCCAGCUUCUGCCUUCUCCAGCCACCACCGGUCGUGUCGAGUUCAAGCUCUACGACGAUGUCGUGCCCAAGACCGCCAAGAACUUUGCUGAGCUCUGCAAGGGCUACAAGGACGCCACUGGCUCUGUGUUGACCUACAAGGGCUCUGCCUUCCACCGUGUCAUUCCUCAGUUCAUGCUUCAGGGUGGUGACUUCACUCGUGGCAAUGGCACUGGCGGAAAGUCCAUCUACGGCGAGAAGUUCGCUGACGAGAACUUCCAAAUCAAACACACCCGCCCCGGUCUGCUGUCAAUGGCCAACGCUGGUCCCAAUACAAACGGCUCACAGUUCUUCAUCACCACCGUUGUGACCAGCUGGCUCGACGGCAAGCACGUCGUCUUCGGCGAGGUCACCAAGGGAUACGAGGUUGUCCAGGCUAUCGAGAAGCUCGGUAGCGGCAGUGGUUCCGUUCGUGGUGUUGCUAAGAUCGUCGAUUCCGGUGCUGCUUAAAUUCUCCCAAAAUGUCUCAUUAUCCAGCCCGACAAAUUAUAUGUAUGUUUGGGGGUCUUUUCUGCCAGUGUGUCUGUACUUGAGAAUUAAAUUUCGAGAUUUCUCGGAACUCCUCGGGCUUCCCGGGAGCCAUCAGCCUGUGGCAUCAAUACCAGUUUUCAAUUCCUCGUAGUUCUUGUAGUAACCCAAGUAGAAGGUUUGAUCUGAUAAUAAGCACGUGGGCUAGAAACUUGAAGUACA